This is a messenger RNA of Fusarium sp. VM40, 1152 nucleotides long. The record is from the annotation of a GenBank genome assembly. NCBI's taxonomy places the organism in Eukaryota, Fungi, Ascomycota, Sordariomycetes, Hypocreales, Nectriaceae.
AUGCGGUUCUCCGGCAGCCUUAUCUUCGGCCUCUUGGCCGUAAAUGGCCUGGCUCAAACAGUGGUACCAGACCAACAACCAAGCGACGUCGCCCAACCAGAAGCUUCAGCGCCUGCCGCAGAGGAACCUUCAGUCCCAGCCCAAAACCAACCUUCAGUUCCCGCCGAUGAUGGCGAUGAUGCAUCACCAACAGACGCAGGCGACUCUCCCAUAGCCACGGCCGUCCCAGAGCCGACAGCCGAUGACCCUGAAGAAACAGCUGGCGCUUCUCAAAUAUCAGGCGGCGAUCAACCAACGGCGACAGCAAGCGAUGGUGAUGAUGAUGAUGAUGAGGCUACAACAGCGGCCGAAGAGACAGCGACGGCAGAUGCUUCAGCUACCGGCGAUGACGAUGCUACAGCUACAGCCACAGCGACCGAUACAGACGACGAUGCGACCGACACAGCUACUUUAACCGCCACCUCCAGCUCCGCGCCGACAAGCACCGAAGCCGUUGUUGAGGUCAAUCUAAACAACGCGACUAUCGGCGAUAACGCAGAAUUGAUCAAGGUGGACGGCAAGCCCGCAAUUAAAUUGAGUGCCCCCGCCAACGGGCAAGCGACUUUCAGCGUACCGGUCGAGACCGACGACGACGACUUCGCCUCCGACGACCUCCUCUACAUUGUCGCAUCGAUUCGCGUCGGCGAAGCCUCCGGUAGCGCAAAGCUCCGACGAAGAGACACACAGACAGACUGUAGUCUGCAGAUCCAAGCUGGAGGCCAGACCGUCUACAACGAACCUCUAUCUACUAACAAUGGCGAGUUCCAGGACGUUACCAGUAGCGGUAUCUCGUCCUCGGACAUGGGCAAGGGGAAUGUGGAGGUUACGCAGAAGUGUGGCGACAAGCCAGAACCUCUUACCGUCCGCAAUGUCCGCGCCGGAACCGAAAGCGCCGUGAAGUCGUCCGGAGGUUCUGGAAGCGGCGGCUCUGGUGGGGGCAGCGGCGGAAGCGGCAGUGGAGGCUCUAGCGGUGGUUCUAAUGGGGGUUCCGGUUCCGCAACGACUGGGGCUGGAGCACGAGAGACUGGCGAUUCCGGUAACUUGGGAAUCAAGGCCGAGGCUAGUAUUGGAGCUUUUGCAGCGGCCAUUUUGGCUGCCGCGGCGUUGUUCUGA